AUGCAGCCGAUGGCGUGGCGCGCGCUGUGUUGGGCCGGGUUGCGGCAAAGGCCCCUCCGGACGGUCGUUAACAACGUACGGCGGCUUUUCACGGGCGAGGGCCCCAAGACAAGGCGGGAGAGGAAAGGGUCCUUUGCCGCCGCGCUGGCGGACCUCCGCGACGGCCUCACGAGCGUGACCGUCGAGAAGCUCCUCGGGCGGGACGUCAGUCCGGCGCAGAAGUGCCUGGAGAGGUAUUCCCUCUCUCAGAUCGGCGACAAGGGCUCGCUAUCUCAGGCGCUCUACCGCUGGCUUCAGGCCGCAGUGGAAGUAGUGGAGGCGGCGAAGAUGGAAAGCGAAGGAACGAGUCUCUUAUCGAGUGGGUUGAUCUCACAGGUCUCCAUCGCCGCCGGGGUAGAGACAUCUGAGCUGAAGCAGGAAAACUUAUCAGAGGAAACGGUGAAAGAACUAGAGUUUGAGCUGCAAGAGCACGAGGAGUAUAUUAAUAUGGCGCAAGAAGAGCUCCACGCGAUGGAUGAGCUGCUCAAGGAGGCUAAUACAAAACCCAAGGGUUGGAUCGUGUGUAGUGAGGACGUGGUUGGGAGCUUUCCACGCAAAGAGGCUAAAGAGUUUUGGUCAAAGAUCUCUGGGUUUUAUAAUGAGAGUAGGGAUGGUGGCGCUGGUGAGGGAGAGACAAGAUGUAUAAGCACAGAUACCAGCCAACGCAUUUUGUCAAUGGUAGAGCACUUCGAGAACGCGAGAUUGUUGACAAACGCUGAGAUUGGCGCCUCUACCUCGGUAGCUUUUUCCAAUUUAGUGCCACAGAGUUCUACCGGUUUUGAUAACACUCGAGGCGAGGGAUAUGUACCCCUUCUGUUCUCUGGGGAUGUGCCAGAUAACUCAACGACAUCGGCAAACACGUUCUUUAAGAAUAUUUUCGAAUGCCCAGUGAUAGAAACUGCUUUGUCUAGUGAAUUUCCGCGCCUACUCGAGGCCAGAGAUAGGACGAAUGGAAGCGGUGAGCAGAUGAAAGGUUUCAGGGAUGAGGAGGGAUGCUUUGUGAUAAAUUCACAAGAGACGCCGGGAGUCUUGAACUCUUGUAAAGCUCCGUUGUCGAUGGGUGAGGCUUUGUCCAAUAGCCAUACGAAUGAUGCUGUCUUGGGUUUGAGCGAGAGACUCCGAUAUGAGAAGCGAAUCGACGAACUUGAGAAAGAACUGAAGCAAGCUUUAAAUGCCAGCCCCAAGGAUGAAAUUCAGCUACUAAAAGGUGACCUCAAGGCCUCCAAUCACGAGUUGCGGCGGUUAACCGAGGAGCGUGAUCGAUUAAUGGCGGAACGUUGGGGCAUGCCGUUGACAUGGGAAAAGUACUCAACAGUACAUAAUCUUUCUUCUUCCCACCUCAUUACCACCAAGAAAGCAGCCGAAGGAGGCGAGUGUGAUACGAAUGAAGGCGAGACUAGCGUGGGGGCGAACAAGGCAGAAGCACCCUUCACAAACUUCGGCACCGCCGUCGAGGAGGAGCUCAAAGAACGGCUCGCCAUCGCCUACCAGCGCAUCCGGGAGCUUGAGAAGGCCAACGGGGUGGGGUUGAGUUCAGUCCGGACGCCGGCUCAUGGGAUGGAGCGCCUGGAAAGGCGCCCGAUCGACCUCACCGAGGCGGGGGAAGGGGGCCUGCGGAGGGGCCAUCACAGCUCCGCGGACGGCCUGCCCGGGCUCCCCAACCCGCCCGAGGCGCUGCAGGCGCAGGUGAAGGCGCUCCAACAACACGUCGAGGCCCACCAGCGCACGACGCGCGGGUUGGAGGAGCGGCUGAACCGCGCCCUGCACGACCACCGCGAGGCCCAGCGGCAGAUCCUCCGCCAUCAAAAGGAGCAAACGACGCUCUGGGCGAGGCUCGGCGAGGCGGAGGGGAAGCUCCUCGCGCGGGCGGAGGCCGGGGAGUGCGCCGGGCGUGGGCCCUCCCCCCGUCGGGUCGUGGGGCUGCUCUUGGAGGAGGAGGAGGACGGGCCGCACCCUCCGACAUCAGGGGGCUUGGAGGAGGAGGAGAGUACGGUCUCCGUCGGCGUCAGCGAGGUCGGGGGGUCGCUGCUCUCGUCCUUUUCGUUUCGCCCGCGGUUGGAGGCGCCGGCGGGGCGCUCGGCGAACCUGGGGACCGACAGCCCGGAGUCCUCCUUUUUGCGCGUGAUGACGACGGGCGGGGGGUCGUGGGAGGGCCCUUCGCGCCGGCAUCCCCUCGGCAAGCCGCUGGAGGGGAUGAGCGCGAUGGAGCUCCGGCGGGAGGUCCUGCGGCUGCGGCGCGAGGUCGAGGCCCUGCAAUCCUGCGAGGCCCGCCUGAAAAUGGAGUUGGAGUCGGGUCGGGAGCGGCAGAUGGAGGAGCGGCUCCAGCGCCAGCGCGCGCGAAACGCCCGGCUGCAGGUGCUUCAACGCCUGGGCGAUGUGGUCAAGCAGAAGCUGCUCGAGAACGAUCGGAGCGUUUAUUUGGAUAACAGCGACCACUCCGAGGAGGGCCUGAUGAGGCUGCUUGAGAAGUCCAAGAAGGAGGUCGAGCUGCUGGUGCAACGUCACCAAAUCUAG
Messenger RNA from Phytomonas sp. Hart1, 2553 nucleotides. Lineage: Eukaryota; Euglenozoa; Kinetoplastea; Trypanosomatida; Trypanosomatidae. The record is from the annotation of a GenBank genome assembly.